Messenger RNA from Cricetulus griseus (Chinese hamster), 1167 nucleotides. Lineage: Eukaryota; Metazoa; Chordata; Mammalia; Rodentia; Cricetidae. The record is from RefSeq and is a predicted model, not a curated record.
AUGAGGCUCCUUCGAAGACGCCACAUGUCCCUGCGUCUAGCCAUGAUCGGCAGUGCCUUCAUGCUCUUCCUCUUCAUCCGGCAAAAGGAUGUAAGCAAAAGGGAGCCAGCCAUGGAGAAACCGUGGCUGAAGUCCCUGGUGGGCCAGAAGGACCACGUCCUGGACCUCAUGCUAGGUGCCGUAAACAACAUUAGAGAUGUCAUGCCCAAGCUGCAGAUCAGGGCUCCGGACCCCCAGCAGACUCUGGUCUCCACAAACCGCUCCUGCCUUCCAGGGUUCUAUACCCCUGCUGAGUUGAAGCCUUUCUGGGAACGGCCACCUCAGGACCCCAGCAGCCCCGGGGCAGAUGGAAAAGCAUUUCAGAAGAAAGAAUGGACCCCUCUAGAGACCCAGGAAAAGGAUGAGGGCUAUAAGAAACACUGCUUCAAUGCCUUUGCCAGUGACCGCAUCUCUUUGCAGAGGUCCCUGGGGCCAGACACCCGACCCCCAGAGUGUGUUGACCAGAGAUUCCGGCGUUGUCCCCCACUGCCCGCCACCAGCGUGAUCAUUGUGUUCCACAAUGAAGCCUGGUCCACCCUGCUGCGCACAGUAUACAGCGUCCUGCACACUAGCCCUGCCAUCCUGCUGAAGGAGGUCAUCCUAGUGGAUGAUGCCAGUACAGAGGAAUACCUGAAGGAGAGGCUGGAGCAGUACGUACAACAGCUGCAGAUCGUGAGGGUAGUGCGACAGCAGGAGCGGAAGGGACUCAUUACAGCCCGGCUGCUGGGGGCGAGUGUGGCGCAGGCCGAGGUGCUCACGUUCCUGGACGCCCACUGUGAGUGCUUCCAUGGCUGGCUGGAACCCCUCCUGGCUCGAAUUGCUGAGGAUAAGACAGCGGUGGUGAGCCCAGACAUUGUCACCAUCGACCUUAACACUUUCCAGUUCUCCAAACCUGUACAGAAAGGCAAAGCCCACAGCCGUGGCAACUUUGACUGGAGCCUGACCUUCGGCUGGGAGAUGCUCCCUGCACAUGAGAAGCAGAGACGCAAGGAUGAAACCUACCCCAUCAAAUCCCCAACGUUUGCCGGUGGCCUCUUCUCCAUCUCCAAGGCCUACUUUGAGCACAUCGGUACCUAUGAUGACCAGAUGGAGAUCUGGGGAGGGGAGAAUGUGGAAAUGUCCUUCCGG